Messenger RNA from Abrus precatorius (Indian licorice), 2620 nucleotides. RefSeq names its product glucomannan 4-beta-mannosyltransferase 9. The record is from RefSeq and is a predicted model, not a curated record. Gene Ontology annotation, cellular component: Golgi apparatus. Lineage: Eukaryota; Viridiplantae; Streptophyta; Magnoliopsida; Fabales; Fabaceae. The transcript is spliced from 9 exons. Gene Ontology annotation, molecular function: mannan synthase activity. The coding region runs from base 628 to 2229 and encodes 533 amino acids.
CCUAAGGCAUUGGGAGGCUAAACACAUUAUAAAAAGCAAUCAAGAGAGAGAAUGCAAAGCACACACUUAGAGAGUUCCUAAAAACAAAAUAAAACAUUCUCUCCCAUUUCUUCCUCCUUAGCCCGUCUUUCAUUUCCUGUCUUUUCUUUUGUUUUUAUUUUUAUUUGUCUUCGUCGUUGCAUUUUGUGUAUGUGGUGUUCUGCUUCUUUUUUUGGGUUUGAUUGCUGAAGCAGAACGGGAUAUUUGACUUUUUGCACAAGUGUUGUGGUCUCUCAUUUCAGGAGAAGCACGUUUUUGUACAUAUAGAGCCUGGUUGGCCUAGUGAAAAAGCAAAAAAGUUAUGUGUUUUGAGAUCUAGCUUGUUUUUUCUUUUCUCUCUAGCUUUCUUUAUGGGGGGUGUUUGUGUUGUUUGAGCUAGAGUCACUGACAUUCCAGCUCUGCUUCCUUUGUUUUGCGUGGCCCAGAAGCAAAAUAACAAUCACCAAAAAAAAUAUUCCACCAAAGUUUAUUCUUUUAAAGCCUUUUCGAUCUACCAUCAUUCACAGCUUGGCUUGCAUUCCCACUGCUAAGUCUCUUUUGUUUUUCUGACAUUCAAUCUCAGUACACAGUAAAAAAAAAACGCUUCAAAUGGAUCGCCUUUCUUCUAAUGCCAUUAUCCCCGAUGCAUUUCAAGGUGCCAAAGAUGACCUUACCAUGCAGCUUGCAUUGGUUUGGAGUCAGAUCAAAGCUCCAUUGAUUGUCCCGUUACUAAGAAUAUCAGUGUUUCUGUGCUUGGUCAUGUCGGUGAUGAUGUUCAUUGAGAGGGUUUACAUGGGCAUUGUCAUCACUCUGGUGAAAUUGUUUGGGAGAAAGCCAGAGAAACGUUACAAGUGGGAGCCAAUAAAGGACGACAUAGAGUUGGGGAACUCUUGUUAUCCAAUGGUCUUGGUUCAAGUCCCUAUGUACAACGAAAGAGAGGUUUAUCAGCUAUCAAUUGGAGCUGCAUGUGGGCUUUCUUGGCCUUCAGAUAGGAUUAUCAUACAAGUUCUUGAUGACUCAACUGACCCAACAAUCAAGGAGUUGGUGCAGCUUGAAUGCCAAAGAUGGGCAAGCAAAGGGGUGAACAUAAAGUAUGAGGUGAGGGACAAUAGGAAUGGAUACAAAGCCGGUGCUCUCAAAGAAGGCAUGAAACGCAGCUACGUGAAACAAUGUGAUUGUGUUGCCAUCUUUGAUGCUGAUUUUCAACCAGAACCUGAUUUCUUGUGGCGCACCGUUCCAUUCUUAGUGCACAAUCCUGAACUAGGCCUCAUUCAGGCUCGGUGGAAAUUUGUGAAUGCCGAUGAAUGUUUGAUGACCAGAAUGCAAGAGAUGUCGCUAGAUUACCAUUUUACUGUGGAACAAGAAGUGGGGUCUUCCACUUACGCCUUCUUUGGUUUCAACGGGACUGCGGGAGUAUGGAGAAUUUCGGCACUGAAUGAAGCUGGUGGGUGGAAGGAUAGAACCACUGUGGAAGAUAUGGACUUGGCUGUGCGAGCCAGUCUCAAAGGAUGGAAAUUCCUAUACUUGUCUGACUUGAAGGUUAAAAAUGAACUGCCAAGUACUUUCAAGGCAUACCGCUACCAACAGCACCGUUGGUCGUGUGGGCCAGCAAAUCUUUUCAGGAAAAUGGUCAUGGAGAUUAUCAAUAACAAGAAAGUGUCAUUGUGGAAAAAGAUAUACGUGAUUUACAGCUUCUUCUUUGUUCGAAAGGUCGUAGCACACAUCAACACUUUUGUGUUUUAUUGCAUUGUAUUACCUGCAACAGUUUUGGUGCCUGAGGUUGCGGUUCCAAAGUGGGGAGCUGUUUAUAUUCCUUCCGUCAUCACCCUUCUAAAUGCAGUUGGAACUCCAAGGUCACUCCAUUUACUUGUCUUCUGGAUUCUCUUUGAGAAUGGCAUGUCUCUGCAUAGAACCAAGGCAACGAUUAUCGGUCUACUCGAGGCUAGUCGAGUCAAUGAAUGGAUUGUCACUGAAAAACUUGGAGAUGCUCUCAAGGCUAAAGCAGGAAUUAAAGCACCUAAAAAGCCUCGAUUCAGGAUUGGAGACAGGAUUCACUUGUUAGAACUUGGUGUUGGAUUCUACCUCUUCUUUUGUGGCUGCUAUGAUUUUAUGUUCGGGAAAAACCACUUCUUCAUCUACCUCUUUAUCCAGGCAUUUGCCUUCUUCAUUAUGGCAUUUGGAUAUGUGGGCACUUUUGUAUCCAACUCCUAGAAGGACUUGGCUUUUCUUCAUUGGGCCUUUUCAGCUACUGUGCCUUCGAUAUCACAGCUUUGUAUUAUAGUGUUUUCAGCAUAGUUCUGGAAAAUUACAGAUUGUUAGCAUAAAACAAAGGGUGGUCAUUCUUUAAGGUUUUGCGUAAUCGGAGUCAGUGACUCUAAAGAAUUAGUUUUCUUGUGAAUAUUAUGCAAAGAUAUAUAAGGAAAUUACUCAAGUUUUUCUCAUGGAAGAAAAGUAUACAGAACAAGAACGCAGCAAGCUACUGGCGUCGAUCCUCAGGGGGACCAAACUUCUUUGAUUGGAUGGAUUGUUUAUAAGAUUUUUGUAGCUCUCUCUCUUAAAUUUUUUAAACUUUUCUUUACAUUGUAUUUGUCUGAAGAAAUAA